Messenger RNA from Moneuplotes crassus, 2440 nucleotides. The record is from the annotation of a GenBank genome assembly. Lineage: Eukaryota; Ciliophora; Spirotrichea; Euplotida; Euplotidae.
AUGCUUGAUAACAAUCAAAAGAGCCGUAUUCGUGAAGACUCUAAGGCAUGGAGCGAGGAAUACCCUAAAAUGGAUCCUUUGAGUAACCUCAAAGAUAAUACCCCUCUCAAGAGAGCUAAGGAGAUGUAUGCACAGUGUAUUGAGAAAGCCAGGAGUGCUAGUCUCAAUAAACAGAGCAGUUCUAAUUCAAACGGGCUGAAUUCCAGUUCCCUCAGCUUAUCCAGAAAGGCCUCUUCAAGACAGGAUGCAAGCAAUGUACCUGAGGCUGAAUGCAUGAAGAUUCACCUAGACUUAUUAGGUAAAAGAGCUGAUUUGGUCUCACCCAAGCCUGUCCGGGUGAAGCUCAUUUAUAAGAUCGACAACCCUGAUGAGCUUGGAAAGCUCGGUGAUGGCAGAAAGAAAGGUCAAUUCUAUGAACGGAUGUUUAAAAUUGACACAAGGAUGAAAGACCGAGCAGGAAAUUUAAAAGAAGGAGGCUCUAUAAUGCUCAACUUGACAAAUAUGCUUAGCGCACUUUUUAACGAAACUAUUGACUCAGGGAAAGCUUUCGAUAGAAGAGCUAAGAAGAUAAUCAGGUCACAAUAUCGAUUAAUCACUCCCUCAAAUGUACCAAAACCUGGAUUCCCACAGACAGAGGCAAAGCAGGGUGCACAAUCAAAAUUGGCUCAUAAUACCAGUACUAAAGACUCUGAAGCACAAUUUGAUAACAAAAUUAACGGUUUGGGAUCACCUUGCAGUCAGGCACCUGAGCUAGGCCAGAAAUUUCCUUUAGCUUGUUCAAAUGCAUUUGACACAAACAAGUCCUCCCAAUUAGAGGAAGAAAUCAGCAAGCUACAGAAAGAAAUAGAGAGACUCAGUACAGUAGUCACUCAGCUUGAGACUGAACAUCAGGAGAAGGACAAGGUCAUUCUAGGAAUUAAGCAAGAAUAUGAGAGCAAAAGAAGCCAAGCUGAAGCUCUUAAUGAAGAAAAUACUACCUUCAGACAAGUCAUUGAGUCUCAGAAUAUUAGGUUUAAAGAAAAGAUUGACCAAAUGGCUGAAGAGAAGCAGCAGAAGGACAGAGAGAUUGCUAAUUUGAUCAACCAUAUUCGAGAAAAUGAGUCUCAAAAUGAAGAAAAUUUAGGCUUUGAGAGGAAAUUGAACAUGCUUCAACAACAGCUCCAGGAAAAACAACAGUAUAUUUUUAAAGUUGAACAAGAGUACCAAGGCUUAGAGCAAGAUUCUCAGACAAGGACUCAAGCGUUUGAAAAAAGAGUCACUUCACUACAACAAGAAAUUGCUAAUCUUGAGGAGCAAAAAGCAACAUUCGAACAUGAAAAAUCUACUUAUGAACAGCAGAUUGCCUAUUUUGAGCAGGAAAAAUAUAAUUUUGAUGAAGCACAAGAGAACCAAAACAGUAAGCAAGAAGAAAGAAUUAGUGCUCUCAUGAAGGAAAAGAGUAAACUUGAGAAAGAAGUUGUGCUCUCACAGAAUAAAAUGGUACAGCUACAGAAGGAAAUGAACGACACUAACCUCCAAAGUCAGGAGCAUCUCUCUAAAAUUCAGAACCAGCUGGAAGAAAUUAAUAGAAUGAAUGAAUACAUUAGUGAGAUUAAAGAAGAAAACCUAUGUCUCAAACAGAAGUACAAAGACCUUGAAGCUAAGGGUCUUGAGGCUAAAGGAGCUUCAGAAGACUUCGCUGAGGAAAAAGACCAGUUAAACCAGAAAAUAGCUCAAUUAACUAAAGAUCAUGAUGAUAAGGAUCAGAAGUACAUCAAACUUAUGGAUAAGCUAAAGCAUAACCAGGACCAGUACCUUGCCUUACAGAAAGAGCAUGAGGCUGAGCUCAGUGGUUAUAUACAUAAGGACCAGCAUAAAGCAGAGAUCUCUAAACUGCAACUAUCCAACCAAGAACUAGUAAAAGAGAUUAAGAAACUCCAUUUAUCACUUGAAGAGAGGAACAAGGAAGAAAAGAGGCUCAGAGAGAUUCUCAAUGCUCCUAAAGAAAGCCAAGAUGAAAAUAGUGGAGGUAUCAGCCACGACCAACUCAGAAUUUUAAAGGAAUAUUCUGACAUCAUGAAGAAAAUGUUCGAAUAUGAUGACUCUGGAACUCUUAAGUCUGGAAGAAUAUGUCUCAAGGAUAGUAUUGAUAAGGUCCUCAGUGAUUAUGACGGCCUCGUGGUCAGAUACCAGCAAGUAGAACAGCAAUAUAUCGACAUCAAGCUGAAAUACGCAGAAUCUGAGGAAAUUAAGGAACGUUUAGUUACUAAAUUAGAAGGUUUUAUGGUUCAAGGACCUCCAAGAGACGGGUCUAUCGGUAUCAAGAAAAUUGAAGACAAGAAGAGCGAAGAUGGGCUCUUCGCUAAAGCAAGCACGCUGUGGUCAGGUGCUGGAAAAUUCUAUUCCAACAAAUUUGGAAAUAAAGGAGAAGAGAAGCCUUAAUUUUCGACAGCCAUGAACU